Pseudocercospora fijiensis CIRAD86 is the source of this 570-nucleotide messenger RNA. RefSeq lists its product as uncharacterized. The record is from RefSeq and is a predicted model, not a curated record. The coding region runs from base 1 to 570 and encodes 189 amino acids. The transcript is spliced from 4 exons. Lineage: Eukaryota; Fungi; Ascomycota; Dothideomycetes; Mycosphaerellales; Mycosphaerellaceae.
AUGUCAUUUCUUGCAAUCGAAGGCUUGCACGCCUUCGUCACCGGUGCUCAGGGAGGCAUAGGAAGCGCCAUCGUGAAAGAGCUCGUCGCCAAACCCGCAUCCGACAACCCCAAUAUCUUCCACGUUCAAGGUGAUAUAUCCGACGAAGACUCCAUCUCCACAUGCAUCCAGCAAGCCGUCACCCAUUUCGGACCCAUGAAUAUUCUAUGUGCGAAUGCUGGCAUCACUAAUGAGCAGAGCCAUCCAAAUAUCUGGGAGGUACCUCUCGAGACCUGGGAGAACGUCUACCGCGUGAACGUACGGGGAUGUUUCCUGUCAAUCAAGCACUUUCUCCGGCAAGCUAUACAAGCCCAGGCGCAGACGGGCCGAGAACUCUCCAAUCUAGCCAUUGUAGUGACUGGGAGUGAAUGUGGCAAGUUUGGUCAAGCAGGUCAUGCAGAGUACGCGAGCGGCAAAGCUGGCUUGCAGUAUGGGCUUGUGCCUACGGUGAAGAAUGAGAUUUUCUUUCCGGAUACGCCGAAUAGUGCUGGCGCUUUGCCUCUUCUAGUCGCCGCCGCUCUCGGAGACUAA